AUGCCUGAGCAGAAAGAGAGAGAUUCUAACGUCAGACCGCACGUGGCGAUUCUAGAGCGUAAAUUGCUCGAAAGCAGGUUGCAGACGAUUUCGGUACAGGAAGAUUAUACGGACUUGAUUGAAGAUGUUCUCGACGAGUUAUGUCAGUUGCGAAAUUUGGAAGUUGCGACGGAUUACUUGUGUGGGAGCGAAGUGCUGCUAGAUGAGCGAGAAAGGCUUCACGAGGCGCUAGAAAUUAUCAGAUCGGAUCUCAGGAUGGACCGGCAUCUACAGAGCCUGGAAAAGCAGGAAUUGAAGGCUGAGCUCAAAGCGAAAAGGAGUCAAUUAGCGGAUAGCGAAGAAAAACGAAAAUGGCUGAUAAAGAGGAGAGACGAACUGGUUGAUCAGAACGAGAAGUUAAAGGUUGCAGUCAUUUCCCUCGCUUCAGCGGUGGCGAUAAUUACUUCGUACAAGGUAUUAACGAUGUAA
Messenger RNA from Oikopleura dioica, 468 nucleotides. NCBI's taxonomy places the organism in Eukaryota, Metazoa, Chordata, Appendicularia, Copelata, Oikopleuridae. The record is from the annotation of a GenBank genome assembly.